GUCGGAUUUCGGUACAACACCGGCGCCAGCUCCUACGGUGACGCGAGCAAAACACUGAAUGUGUGUCAAGUGGAGGGGGUGUGCGGGGGGCAUUGACCCAGUUUCCCGUAAAAACAGCACAGCGCAAAGAGAGUUAAAGAAACCACCGACGGAGCGUUACUUUUACAAAGCCAUCCUUUUUUUCUUUAAUGAAGCGCAAGUGAUUCUCGAUUUGAAUGAACGUAAACGCGUACGUUGAUGUUUAUGUCGAGCAGAAGUGAACUUUUGCGCUGGACACGUGACAGGGGGCGGUCCCCGCGAUCAUAACAAACAACUCGGAGCAGAAGAGACGCGAUGUGUCUGUGAGGGUCGCGGUUUGUCGUGCUUUUUACAAAAACGUUUAUUUAAUCUGCGUACGUGUUGCAUUUCGAUUACUACGUGCUCGGAUUUCACUCAAUGGGACAUGUCUGUGACACAAGCCGAGUGUGAUUUUGAGGCACUGGAGGAGCAGGUGGACAUUAAACCUCAGGUGGCAGUGGUCCGUCGGAACCUCUUUGGUCCCGUAGACCAUCAGCAGUUGCAGCAGGACUUUCAGAGGCUGUUUUGCAUGAGCGUUGAAGUUGCCAAGGAGCGCUGGAACUUUGACUUUCAGAGGGACCAGCCGGCCCCUGGCUCCAUUGAGUGGGAGGAGCUGCCAUGCCAGGAUGUGCCGGCGUUCUACCGUAGCUGUGUCGUGAGGGCUGGUAUGGCGAGGUUUAGAGGUGGUUCACCUGCAACUACUGCAACAGAGAAACAUGUGGAGCUGCGGAGUAAAGAUAAAUUGAGAGGAACCAAGCCAGAGACGAGGAUGACUGCAAGUUUGAGGGUUAAACGCAAACAAGCCAACAUCACAGACUUUUUCAGAGUGACAAAGAAAAGGCUUCUUCAUCAUAAAAACUCGUAAAGACAGGGACCAUGAUGCUAUGUUGGACUGUUUUUGUAUAUACAUGUAUAUACAAUAUGUAGCUCAUGUGUAGCACAUGUAGCUCUUAUAACGUCAGGCAAGUGCUUGGAUUCCUAUUUGACUUUGAAAGUCUUCAAAUUGAAUUAUGUUUUCUAUAUUAUAAAUGCAGUAUGCACAUCAACAUUUACUCCCAGGACUUUUUUAGAUUUAAAUGUUACCACAUGGUACCAUGAUGUCUGAACUGCGAAUUAUAAUCCCGUCAAUAUUUAUCAAAUCGUGUAAUAAUAAAACAUUAGUAUGAAAUGUACCUUAUCAGGUAACUGAUAGAAAGGUCAGAUAUUAUUGAAUAAUAGUGUCCUCCCUCAACUCAACUCAACUUUAUUUAUAUAGCGCUUUUUACAAUUUUCAUUGUUACAAAGCAGCUGUACAUGAGACACAUUUAAUACAAGUAUGAAUUCUCCCUUGCAAACUUCAAUUCAUAUAUUUGAAUUUGUUCACUGAAUGAACAACUUAGUAACAUUUAAAAUUACUUUUUAUUAAAUGUAUUGUUGUUACACAAUUAAUUAUGAAAAAAUUCAGGAUGCAGAUGUUUUAAUGUUUAUCGGCCAUAUCUAUUGGUGUUUACUGAAUAUGUAUAUUUACAAAAUGUAACAAAUACUGUGAACAUCUCCCAAAAAUGCACUAAGAAAUUAUUGUUUAAUUGAUUUUUGUAACAGCAUAGCAAUUUUCAUGUUUCAAAAUAGUGUAUAAAAUCUAUUGUUUAAUUUAUAUUAAAAAAAAUCACGUAAAAUGGAUUAUAAAAUGAAGAGUGCCGAAACAUUAAAUGAUGAUUAUCUGAGCCAUUACCUUUUUAUGUCUUAAAACAUGCAUUCAUUUUUAUAAUCUUUUAAACAAUUAUGUUUUAAACAAUUGUGUAUUGUUUUUAUGUGUAUUGGUUAUGUAUUUGUUCAAAUGUAUUUUACCAAACUUUGUUAAAAACAACUGUCACUAAAAAACAAUGUAAUUUCUCCCGAUAAAUACAACCGCUUAAAGACUUCUGGACUGUUGUUAGUUAAUAUAAGUAAUUAAAUGCUGAAAUUUUGAGAAUCUCAAAUUAAGGCUGUUUGUUGCAUUCAUUUUUUUUAAGUGACUUUCGAACAGCAGUCAAAUGUAUUUUUUUAAUAUAUUAAUACCCCUAAAAACUUACCUCUACCUCAGAAACAAAACAUACCUUUAUUCAUAAGCAUUCACACCUGUAAGAAAACAUUUAAGAUGUAGCAUUUGUUUUUGUACUCAUGGAUAUGCUGUAUGAUUCCACAGAAAUACAGCAGAAUAGUAUGGAUUUUGUAGCAAUAGUAAAGUAAUUUGUAAUAUAGUGUUAUAUUUGUUCCAUGAGUGUCCCCGUUAUUUUUUCUAGUCACUCAUGUUUGUCUUAUCCUGUGUCAUUCUGUUUUGUGGAAAACCUUUCAAGUGCCUAAUGAAAUCACCAGUUUUGUAUUUUAAAUUUUUUACUUUUUUUGCACUUAAUGUAAACAUAAUAAUAAUAAAGUGAUUUUUAUCAUAUAGCAAAUAUGUCAACAUAUAACCAUAAGCCAUAUAAUAACCAUAUAUAAUGCUCUGUGAUUGUAUGUUAAAACUAUAUUAAAACCUGUUAAAAUUAGCUGACUUCACAGAAAUUAUGUAUCUUGUUUAUGUGCAAAAGUCAACCAUAAAAUUAUGCAUUAAGAAUU
Messenger RNA from Triplophysa dalaica, 2631 nucleotides. RefSeq names its product cyclin-dependent kinase inhibitor 1D (gene cdkn1d). The record is from RefSeq and is a predicted model, not a curated record. Gene Ontology annotation, molecular function: cyclin-dependent protein serine/threonine kinase inhibitor activity. The transcript has 3 exons. Gene Ontology annotation, cellular component: nucleus. Gene Ontology annotation, biological process: signal transduction by p53 class mediator; regulation of mitotic cell cycle. Bases 443 to 922 code for a protein of 159 amino acids. NCBI's taxonomy places the organism in Eukaryota, Metazoa, Chordata, Actinopteri, Cypriniformes, Nemacheilidae.